This is a messenger RNA of Salmo salar (Atlantic salmon), 1636 nucleotides long. The record is from RefSeq and is a predicted model, not a curated record. Lineage: Eukaryota; Metazoa; Chordata; Actinopteri; Salmoniformes; Salmonidae.
AUGGGUUUUCUGACCAUACAACCCAAAUCCUCCCACAUAUUGAGUGGAGAGUCUGUCACUCUCAGAUGUAACAUACAGAGGGGAGAAGUCACUGACUGGAAAUACACAUGGCGCAAGGAUGAUGUAGAAUCAAUCAGUAGGAAGCAUGAAUAUGAGAUCAGUGAGGUUAAGAUUUCAGACAGUGGUGACUACAGUUAUCUGGGUACACAUAUUGAUCAGAAGAAAGAUUCUAAGUGGAGUGAUGCAGUCAGACUGACGGUGACAGCUCUGCCUACAGCCUCAGUGAAGAUAGUCACUACCCAGGAGACACUGUACUCUGGAGACACAGUCAAGCUGCAGUGUGAACUUUCAGACUACACAGACUGGACUUACCACUGGUUAAUAAAUAAAGAAGGGCCUUCCAGGCAGACCAGUAAAACCACCACCAUCUAUCUCUCUGAUCAGGCUGGUCAGUACCAUUGUGAGGGGACAAGGACAAGACGGACCCAAAAUUCAUAUCUCAGCUCAUCUCUCCACAUCAACAUCACUGCUCUUCCUGAAACUACACUGACCGUGAAUCCAAAUCCUGCAUACACUGGAGAGACAGUAACUCUGACGUGUUCAGUGGGGUCUGACAGUGGCUGGAGCUAUACAUGGUACAAAGACAACACUAAGAAAGUAGUGACCUUGUCUGGCAGACACACUACAACAGGAGCCACCUUCACCAUAAGUAGAGCUGCUGAGUCUGACCAGGGUCUCUGCUGGUGUCAGGGAGAGAUCCAGUCCAGAUCCGUAUCAUCAAUCAUCAGUGAUCCUGUCACUAUCACUGUGAAAGAGAGACCUGUGGCUGUUCUGACCCUCCAACCCAACUGGCCCCAGAUAUUCAGUGGAGAGACUGUCACUCUCAGAUGUGACAUACAGGGGGGGAGAUUGAGUAUUAUUUUUCUAACAGUGAGAAGUCAGUCUACUCCAAAACAGAGCCUGAGUACAGAAUCAGUCCUGCAAAGAAUGGUCUAUAUACCUGUGAAGGUCUUCAGAAAAUAAAUGGCUUAAAACACUCCCAGACAAGUAAUGCUAUACAAUUGACCGUGUUAGGUAAGUCUGUUUUUAUGGGAUUGAAAGAGAAAGACAGAAGGGAUGAGGUCAAAUAGCAGACAGUGAGAUCAAUGAUGGAACAAAACUAUAGUUUGAUUUUGGGGUACAAUACCAUUAUAGAAAAUAACGUAACUGCCCCAUGAGCAAAGUUCAAAAGUCGUACCCCAUCAGCUGAAGACCAUUGAGAUUUUCGGAAUUACUUUUUGGGGAAGAUUGUGCCUGAAGAGAACAGUUCUUCUCAGUUUUAUGAUGUCAUAUACUCUGCAGGAGUUCUGAGGAGCUAGUAACCUACGUAUGAAUGACUACCUGUUCUCCCAUAUUGCCUCCUCAUCCUACAGACAGGACAUAACGAUUAGUGACAUUAGUUGUGUAUGACUCUUACCGCUAUUUUCAGUGUCCCUGCAUGGUCUGGAAGGUCACUGUUCCAGUUAGAGGGUUCCUGUGUCUAUGUGUUUAUGUCUAUGUGGUCAGACAGACAGCCGGCAGCCAGGUCAUUAUCACUGGUCCUGAUAUUAUAAAACAGGUCGCCAUGGAGACCACAAGUCACAGGAAGUGACAUCAC